UGGCAGUGAGCAUGAGGUCCUUGUUUUUUUAAAGGUCCCACUGAAGUUUCUUCGUUCGAAAAGUUGAAUUCUUGUUCCAAUAUUUCGUGUGAUGUCACUGAUGAUGUCAUCGAUGAUGCAAGAUGUUUGGUGGAUGUAUCAAACAUGACAGCGGGAUGCCAAAUGUUUGAGGAAGGAAUUUAUAUUUGCGGAACUUCAUCUGUUUGGUUUGUUACUUUGACAACUUGUUCUUGUUCUGUUGUUCAUCAUGACUAUGCAGAUUUGUCGUUACUGGAUGGGGGUUUGUUUUGGAUUGUAAAUAAUUCAAAGUUAUUUCUACGAAACAUGUCGGUUGUUUCUUCAUAUUCAUCGUCAACGAACAACCCAAAUAUAGUUUGUCCCAUGCUAAUCAACGAGUUGCCAUCGGUUACGGAUGUUCGUUCUAAUUCAAUUGUGUUCAAUGUAUCGGAUAUUAUGACAUCACAACCCAACCAUUGUGUUUCAUCUACCUCAGUUUAUUCGUUUCUAUACAAACAAACCAACUCAAACUACAUUGAACAGUCAACAACAUUAUUCUCAUUCACGGCAACUUUAAUCGGUUUGAACCCAAACGUGAAUUACGAGGUUAAAUUCACGAUACAUUGUUUUUAUGCUGACUCAUCUUCGCAAGUGAUGUCACUUCCUGUUUAUAUCACCACCAAGUGUAAAGCACCUCACCCCCCCUCGCAACUUGAAUGUCACCCCCGAUCCCCCCAAUUGUUGUCGCUAUCAUGGUCCCCCCGAACCAACCAAGUAUUGAUGAAUAUCACAUAUCAAGUAACUUCACCUGAUGGGAUGGUUCAUUAUGAUGUCAACAAUGCCAGAGUGUUCGAACACCAAACAACAAUGGGCGGGACGUACACGGUUGGAUCCACCAUCGUUGGUUGCAACACCUCCAGCACAUCCAGCAUAACAUGCCGACCUUACACGAUCCACCCAAUCAAUGUUCGAGCUACUACAAGUGACUCCAUCACAGUUGGUUGGGAACAAUAUCGACCCGGGGUGGUACAGAUCGUCGUUUCAUGGAAAUUACUGUCGAAUGUUCUGGGUAAUAAUUGGAUAGAUAGUUUGCCACUGGGUGGCAGCGCAACCAUGGAUACGAUCACAGACCUCAUGUCAGGCACCGGGUACGCGAUGCGCGCCACUGUUGUGUUUCCAUCAGGUGCAUCGUCGAUCACUGAUAUUCUCUCGGUACAAACAAGAAGGGGAACCCCCAACGCCCCCACUAACCCCACCAUUGAGGGGGUUACCCCGUACGGGGUGUUGACAUGGCAACCACCUGACACCUCGACAAAUAUUCUCGAGUAUUCUAUUGAAGCAAGGAACCGCACCCCACCAUCCAGUCACCGUCGGUUGUUCGGGGUUUGGAAGAUUGUGAAGAACGUGAGCGUUAACGGGAAACGUGAAUGGAUGAUUGGAGGCCUCACACAGAACGUGUGGUUUCAAUUCAGGGUUUUUGCUCGAAACAACGUUGGUCGAGGAGACGCAAGCCUCACUACCGCCCCCUACCUAUUUACACUGCCAGCUAGUGACAGCAGGUUUCGUUGGAUGGUGAUUGGGUCCUCGGUUGGAAGUUUCAUCUUCGUUUCCAUCAUCAUAUUCAUCAUUGCAUGUUGGCGAUGUCGUGUUUUACGACGAAGGAAGAAGAAGUUGCGUCAUCUUCGUGACAUCACCACGAUCCGUAUCGACUCCGGGAUGGACGUCGAACUCGCUCGUGUGCGUCACAUGACCAACCUUGCGAUGGCCGCAGCCAACCACGAGGGAAGGAUCAACCUCCCAACAGAUUACCGCGAUCGUCUCCCUAUUUACCCUCGCGACCAACUCAAACUAGGGAUGCUGAUCGGAAGUGGGGCGUUUGGUGAGGUUUACAAAGGAACAGCUGCGGGCAUUAGUGGGGGGGAGGGGGAGGCAUCGGUGGCCGUUAAAACAUUGAAAGACGGGGCGAGUGAGAAUGAAAAGAUGGAGUUUCUGAUGGAAGCUUACUUCAUGAGUUUGUUUGAUCAUCGCAACAUCAUAUCAUUGUUGGGAGUUUGUUUGGACAACGAACCCCAGUUCCUGAUAUUGGAGUUGAUGGAGGGAGGAGAUUUGCUUAAGUACCUGAGACACGCUCGUCCUACACAGAUGAUGUCAUCAAAACUAUCGUUCCUCGAUUUGAUUGACAUAUGUUUGGACCUAAGCGCGGGGUGUAAAUACUUGGAGAGUCAACAUUUCAUUCAUAGGGACCUCGCUGCAAGGAAUUGUUUGGUUUCGUCGAAAGAUUACCAAUGUCGCCAUCGUGUGGUGAAGAUUGGUGACUUUGGAUUGGCCCGAGAUAUUUAUCGGAACGAUUAUUAUUUAAAGGAGGGGGAGGGGUUGUUGCCCGUCCGCUGGAUGGCACCAGAGAGCUUAAUGAUGAAACUGUAUACCGUUCAAAGUGAUGUGUGGUCGUUUGGAGUUUUGUUAUGGGAGGUGAUGACAUUCGGUCAACAACCUUACCCAGAGUUCACUAAUACUGAGGUCAUCCACUUUGUAAAGGAGGGGGGAAGGUUGGAGCAACCUCAUGGAUGUCCUGAACCAUUAUACGAAGUGAUGAGGGAAUGCUGGGAAGUUGAACCGAGGGAUCGACCGUCGUUCAAUGAUGUGUUGGUGGUUUUGCAGGAGUGUAAGGGCACAUGCUCCCCGAACACCAUCCCCAUCGACCCCCCAUCAACCUCCAGCAUCAAUUACUCCUUGAUGUCGCCGAGCACGGACGAAGGUUUCGUUAACGGAGGUUUCACCUCAAGCGACGAGAACAUUGUAUCAUCAUGUUACGCUGAACUAAGAAUCCCCCCGCCAACCAACCAGCCCAAUGUUUCAACACACGAGACCUCCCAACUUAACUACGCUCAACUUGGUUUCUCACCAAGUCGACAAGUAAGCACGAAGAAUCCAACCAGCAGCGAAACAUCAAGCCAUUACAACGAACUCCCGAUCCACAAAACAAACGUGGUUGUGUCGAAUCUUCUUAACACGAACCAAUACGUGAUGAGCCCCAAGUUAAAACACGAAGCUACCUUGGACGAUGGAAGGAACAGCAACGAACAAUUUGUUUGUGAAACUUCUUACAAUAAUCUUAACUAUCGGUGUGAUGAUGAAGUAACGAACCCUGCGUGUGAAACAACUCAAAGUCAUAAUGUCAUCACUUAUCUAUAAACUUGGUCAGUGUAAAAGAGGUUACUAUCCACCAAGCUACUGUCUGAAACAUCUGCUGAUCAUUAGUUUAGUAUCCAGACAGUAACUUGGUCUAUCAUCAGUGUAAAAGAGGUUACUAUCCACCAAGUUACUUUUUACCUACACUACAUACGUACCAUAUAAGUUACUUUGCAAGACCUUGCACUUUACAACAUCAUGCGUUUUAUUAAAUGAUCAUUUUAUUAAUUGCACAAA
Ciona intestinalis (vase tunicate) is the source of this 3423-nucleotide messenger RNA. NCBI's taxonomy places the organism in Eukaryota, Metazoa, Chordata, Ascidiacea, Phlebobranchia, Cionidae. The record is from RefSeq and is a predicted model, not a curated record.